AUGCAACCUCUGAACCUCACGCCGCUGCAGUCGAGACUGCUCAAAUACGUCGUCUCCACCUGCCUCUGCCUCACACUAUGGGCUUCGCUCACUCCGCGCCACGGCGCAUACGCUACCGAACUGCCCCUCGCUCUACACCAUGACCCCCUCAGUCAGCUCGAGCUGCAUGCGCUUCCUAGUGGAGAUCUGGUGCCCAUUGAGGAUGAUAAUGAGGCUAUGGACAACACUGGGAGCGACGGCUAUGUGCCGGACUUUGCCCUCUUCGAUCGAAGUCUCGUGGGACGGCAAGAGCCGGAAGUAAAUAAGCUGGCAAACAAUCAGAAGAAGGUCAUGCCUAUCACACCUGGGGAAGUACUUUACUUCGUUCUUGAGAAACGGAAGCCGCGCAUCAUACGGACAGAUGAAGAUACUUUAGAAGCGCUGGACGCACGAGGAGGAGACAAUGUAUCUGGAGAAGAGGCGGCAGGGCCCGAAAGCGACGGCCCUGAUGAUAAUGAAGAACCCAACGAGCUAAGAAAACGACAAGCUGGAAGUCGCGUCUGGAUAUCAACCAAUACGUGUCGUCAACCCGUGCCCAACGUUAACGACAAUGGAACGACCGCCGCUACAAACCCGCCGCAACUCGUCAUGUACGUCUCGACAUCGACUCAGAAUCAGAAGCCGGGCCCUAAUGCCACCGAUCAUCUUGCUACAAAUUCAACUGGGGUCGUUUUCGACCAUGGCUAUACAGGCUUUGAAGUCCAGGCCAAUGCCGACGUGUACAUUGGUAUUGCGGCACCCAAACUUGAUAAAGACUGGUUCGGAAGUUGGGAGUUCGAAGUUGCUGUAAGCACGGAUGGGCUGUUUCAUUCCCAUAACAAUACGACCCCCUUCCUUUACAUGAUCGACACCGACAGCGAGUCGGCCCUGUUCAUUAGUUUCGAGUUCGGCGCAUCGAACGCGACUGAAGAAGUCGAGGGGUGGCGCGAGCAUAACCCCUUCAACAUGUACGCGUUUCAAGCUGGGGACCGGACGCCCAUCACUGGCAUGGAGCACUCCUAUUGCGCGCUAAAAGAGCAGUUCAAUUCGAACUCGACUAAAGACUUCACUAUCUCAAAAAAUGUCACGAUGAGAUAUGGAGGCCGUCUUCCUAACAGUCAGUUUCAUGUCCAAGAUCUCGAUACAGCGACAACGUACAAUGCUUUCGUGGUUGUGGAAGGGACUCAAGACGGCUUAGAGCUACCAGGCGUUGGAAAAGUGAGGGGCGGUGGCAAGGUGUUUCAACAGAUCGUCUUCACCACCAAAGCAGACGAUUCCUGCCAAGUCAUCUUCGACCUCGACUUCUGCGACUCCGUCGCCUACGCCGUCCCAUCGUCUUCGACGUUCAAACUCAAUGACACCGGUCUCAAAGAGCUCUACGACAAUCAAGCGCGCUCGUACUACCAAAAUUUCUCGAGAUCGCUUGCGCAAAUCGCGUGCGACACCACCGCCGAGGCACAGUACUCUCUAGCCCGAAAUUGCACAGACUGCGAAAACGACUAUAAAAGCUGGCUUUGCACCGUUGCCAUUCCCCGCUGCGAAGAUUGGACCGCAAAUGGGACCUGGCUCCAACCCCGCAACAUCAACGCCCCAUUCCCAAACGGGACCCUUACUUUCGACAACAACGUUACAAAGGAGUUCAACGAAACGCACCGCGAUCGCUUCGCCUACAGUAAAUCGCGCAAUCCCAUGAUUGACGAGCUUAUCAAACCCGGUCCGUACAAGGAGAUGAAGCCCUGCCAGGACUUGUGUUUUGAUAUCGUCAGAAGCUGUCCUGCGAAAUUGAACUUUGCGUGUCCGAUUGGCCCUGCGGUGGACCACAGUUAUGGGAGGAGGGAUCCAUCGGGCGACACAUUGACGUGUAACUUCCCUGGAGCGGUGGUCAAACUGAAUGUGAAAGCAGAGGCGGGCGCAUUCCGUUACAAUAUCAAAAACGUCGUCAUGGUCGCUUCUCUUGUUGCGACGAUGCUGCUUUGGUUGUAA
Cucurbitaria berberidis CBS 394.84 is the source of this 2001-nucleotide messenger RNA. Its product is annotated as calcium channel subunit Mid1. Lineage: Eukaryota; Fungi; Ascomycota; Dothideomycetes; Pleosporales; Cucurbitariaceae. Bases 1 to 2001 code for a protein of 666 amino acids. Gene Ontology annotation, molecular function: calcium channel activity. The transcript is spliced from 2 exons. Gene Ontology annotation, biological process: calcium ion import across plasma membrane. The record is from RefSeq and is a predicted model, not a curated record.